AUGGCGAGCGAGCAAGACGUUUGCGACGCGCGCGCGGUUGCGGCAGCUGCCGCCGCCGCGCCGGAGCUGUCUGAUCGCCGUCCGGCGGCGCCUGCGCCGUCGGCGGCCCCAUUGGACGCUCCACUUAUGACGACCCGGCAACCCCAGGAGGACCACGAGUAUAUGACGACUACGCGCGACCAGGACGAUGAGAUGGACUACUCUACCGACCUUCCCCGUGAGGACUGCGCUGCCGGCGCCCCGCAGAGGGUGCUUCAGCGCAAGCGCUCGGCUGUCACGUCCGCCAGUGACGACCCACACACUUCUGGUACGAGUGACGCUGGAUUCAAGAAACCGCCACCUAAGAAGAGGGCGGCUCCACGACGGCGCCCGGCCGUUGUCCCUGUGCCUACUGCCAAUCAGUACGACGCCCUACAGGAUGGCGCCGACUCUGAAGAUCCUGACGAGCCUCCACCGGCGACGUCCCGCUCCGAUGGCCAACAGCAGCGGCGCCGAGCUGCGCCACCACCUGCUCCACCUGCUACUCCUCCGCGACAACCCGCCCAGCGGCGCCUGCUUGCUGCUCGGGCGGACCUUGGUUACGCCGACGUCCUCCAGGGCCGGACGACGCCUCCUUCUGCCCCUGCUGUCCAGCCUCUGCGACGCUCUGAAGAUGGGCCUGCUCCACCUGCUGCAGCUGCUGAUUUCAUCGCGGUCUUGCAAGAAGUCCAGGCCACCCUCGUGGCUGUCUCUGCCGCUCUGGCCCAGCUGCCGACCGCCAUCACUGCUGCAGUCCAUGCAGCCCUCCGAAGUUUCCCCGCUGCCACGGCGAUCGCAUCUGCUGGCCAUGGCUCACAACCUUAG
Schistocerca piceifrons (Central American locust) is the source of this 843-nucleotide messenger RNA. Its product is annotated as proline-rich protein 36-like. Bases 1 to 843 code for a protein of 280 amino acids. NCBI's taxonomy places the organism in Eukaryota, Metazoa, Arthropoda, Insecta, Orthoptera, Acrididae. The transcript is spliced from 2 exons. The record is from RefSeq and is a predicted model, not a curated record.